AUGAUAUCUUUCGCAUCACUUGCCCUAGGGAUCGCUAUCAUUACCGGCGCGUUUGCUGCUCCCGGCGCUGAGUUGUCUGAACGCGAGCUGGUUAAGCGCCAGUCGAUCACGAGUAGCGAAACUGGGACUAGCGGUGGCUACUACUACUCAUUCUGGACCGACGGUGGCGGCUCCGUGACUUAUACCAAUGGCGACGCCGGUGCCUAUAGUGUUGAGUGGACUAACAGCGGUAACUUUGUUGGUGGCAAGGGUUGGAAUCCUGGCAGUGCUCGCACCAUUACAUACUCCGGUGACUUUGAACCCAGUGGCAAUGGAUACCUAUCUGUGUAUGGCUGGACAGAAGACCCUCUUAUUGAGUAUUACAUUGUGGAAUCAUACGGUACCUACGACCCUUCUACCGGAGCCACCCAGAUCGGCACUGUCGAUAGUGACGACGGCACGUACAACAUCUACAAGACGACUCGAGUCAACCAGCCUUCUAUCGUGGGUACUGCAACCUUUGAUCAAUACUGGUCCGUCCGCACGUCGAAGCGUACUAGUGGCACUGUCACCACUGCCAACCACUUUAGCGCCUGGGAAAGCUCUGGGCUAACUCUUGGUACUUUCAACUACCUGAUUGUGGCCACGGAGGGAUAUCAAAGCAGCGGGUCAAGCUCUAUUACUGUCUCCUAA
This is a messenger RNA of Talaromyces rugulosus, 672 nucleotides long. RefSeq lists its product as uncharacterized. The record is from RefSeq and is a predicted model, not a curated record. The transcript has 2 exons. The coding region runs from base 1 to 672 and encodes 223 amino acids. Gene Ontology annotation, biological process: xylan catabolic process. Gene Ontology annotation, molecular function: hydrolase activity, hydrolyzing O-glycosyl compounds. Lineage: Eukaryota; Fungi; Ascomycota; Eurotiomycetes; Eurotiales; Trichocomaceae.